AUGGCGAAAGACGGCCAGCGGUCAGCAGCUGCUGACAAGGGAAAAGGCAAAGUCGACGAUGUUCACGAGCUAAACGGACAGAAAAAAGAUGCAAAGGAUGAUAAAACCAAGGCUGGAAAGAAGGAGGACAAGAAUGAUGAGCUACAAGAAGAGGAACUUAAUGAAGAAGAUCAAAAUCUCAAGAAUGAGCUUGAGAUGCUGGUGGAGCGACUCAAGGAGCCCGACACAUCCCUGUAUCGCCCCGCCCUAGAUGCCAUCAAGAACUUUAUAAAAACAUCUACAUCGUCGAUGACGGCUGUUCCGAAGCCCUUGAAGUUCCUCCGACCGCACUAUGACGAGCUCACGGAAGUUUACGAGAGAUGGCCAGCAGGGCCAGAAAAGGACUCCCUCGCAGAUACGUUGUCCGUCCUCGGAAUGACCUACGGUGUGGAGGACAAGCUUGAAACACUCAAAUAUCGCCUUCUUUCCAAGUCUCCGGCCGAGGAUCUAGCCUCAUGGGGCCACGAAUACGUUCGACACCUUGCGCUAGAGAUUGGACAAGAAUAUCAAAACCGAUUAGCAGAGGACAGGGAUUUUGGUGAUCUCACCGAACUGACUUUGUCUCUUGUCCCCUACUUCCUAUCACACAACGCCGAAGCCGACGCCGUCGAUUUACUCAGCGAGCUCGAGAUGAUCGAGGAGAUCUCCAAGUUUGUGGAUGAAAACACCUACCAAAGAGUCUGUCUCUACAUGGUCAGCAUGGUCAACCUCCUCACAUAUCCUGAAGACCAGCAAUUUCUCCGCACAGCGCACGAGAUCUAUGUUCGAUACAACAAGUUGGCACAGGCGAUUGUUAUCGCUAUCCGUCUCAAUGAUCUUGAUCUUAUCAGGGCCGAUUUUGCUGCUACUGAAGAUAAAGCUUUGAAGAAACAGAUGGCUUUCUUGGUUGCUCGGCAGCAGAUUUGGUUCGACCUAUCUGGCGAUGACGAGGAAGACCAAGAGUUGGCGGAAUGUCUCAACAACACUCAAAUCCCUACACAUUUCAAGGCCCUGGCUAAGGAGUUGAAUAUUCUCGACCCCAAGAUGCCGGAAGAUAUAUACAAAACUCACUUGGAAAGUAGCAGAGGUGCAGGCUUGACGAAUGUUGAUUCCGCACGGCAUAACUUGGCUAGCGCAUUCGUGAAUUCGUUCGCUAACGCUGGGUACGGAAGUGACAAGAUGAUGUUGGUUGAGGGUGACAAGGGAUCUUGGGUGUGGAAGACAAAGGACGAUGGAAUGCUUUCAACCACAGCUUCUCUCGGUAUGCUUCUACACAGAGAUGUGGAAGGCGGUUUAGACAAAAUCGACAAAUUCACAUAUGCUCAGGAAGACCAAAUCAAGGCUGGCGCUCUGCUUGCUAUUGGUAUUCUCAACUCCGGAGUCCGUCUUGACUCUGAUCCUGCAAUGGCUCUCCUCAGCGACCCCGACAACAUCGAAAACAAAAGCAUUCCUAUGCGCGUGGCAGCUAUCAUGGGUCUCGGUCUGUCUUAUGCCGGUUCCAACAAAGAAGAGCUUUUGGAUGUCCUCCUUCCCAUUGUGGAAGAUGUUUCUCUAGACAUGCAACUCUCAGCUAUGGCUGCUGUUGCUCUCGGUUUUAUCUUUGUUGGCUCAUCUAAUCACCAAGUCUCGGAAGCAAUUGCUUACACAUUGAUGGAUGAGGAACGACAAAAACAACUCAAGGACAAAUGGACAAGAUUCAUGGCACUGGGAUUGGCUUUACUCUACUUCGGACGACAAGAAGAGGUUGAUGUUAUCCUAGAUAUUCUUAAGGCUGUUGACCAUCCCAUGGCUAAGCCCACAGCUGUACUGGCUUCCGUCUGCGCGUGGGCUGGCACUGGCACUGUCUUGAAGAUCCAGGAACUUCUUCAUACAUGCAAUGAAUUUAUUGAAGAUAAGGAAGAAAACAAAGGCGAUGAGCUCGUUCAGUCGUAUGCUGUUCUGGGUCUGUCUCUCAUUGCUAUGGGAGAAGAUGUUGGCUCGGACAUGAUUCUACGACAAUUCGGACACUUGAUGCAUUACGGUGCAAGCAACAUCCGCAAGGCUGUGCCACUUGCAAUGGGACUUAUCAGCCCCAGCAACCCACAGAUGAAAGUUUACGACACCUUGUCGCGAUACAGUCACGACAACGACAAUGAUGUCGCUAUUAACGCCAUCUUUGCCAUGGGUUUGACUGGCGCUGGUACUAACAAUGCUCGUUUGGCGCAACUGUUGCGCCAGCUUGCCAGCUAUUACCACCGUGAUCAGAACUCACUAUUCAUGGUCCGAAUUGCCCAAGGCCUGUUGCACAUGGGUAAGGGUACAGUCUCCGUCAACCCAUUCCAUACAGAUCGCCAAGUGCUUUCUCGAGUAGCUGCUGCAGGCCUCCUUACCGUCUUGGUCGCCAUGAUUGAUGCAAAGCAAUUCAUCCUCGCUGAGCACCACUACCUUCUCUAUUUCCUCAUCACAGCAAUGCAUCCCCGCUUCCUCAUUACACUUGACGAAGACUUGCAGCCUCUGACUGUGAAUGUGCGUGUCGGUCAGGCUGUAGACGUUGUCGGCCAAGCUGGUCGACCAAAGACCAUCACCGGAUGGCAAACACAGAGCACACCAGUCCUUCUCAGUUACGGUGAGAGGGCGGAGCUUGAAGAUGAACAGUAUAUUCCUCUCAGUAGCACACUUGAAGGUUUAGUGAUUUUGCGCAAGAACCCCGAGUGGGAAGCCUCGACCUAA
Molecule: messenger RNA, 2727 nt
Organism: Talaromyces marneffei
Lineage: Eukaryota; Fungi; Ascomycota; Eurotiomycetes; Eurotiales; Trichocomaceae
Exons: 5
Coding region: 1-2727 (908 amino acids)
Biological process (GO): regulation of protein catabolic process; proteasome-mediated ubiquitin-dependent protein catabolic process
Cellular component (GO): nucleus; proteasome storage granule; proteasome regulatory particle, base subcomplex
Molecular function (GO): enzyme regulator activity
Source: RefSeq, a predicted model, not a curated record